AAUAAGCACCAUCAUUUCAAUUAAGCAUGUCAAUUCUAUACCUCGUGGCGCUACUACUACCCUUGGUGGCUGCUAAUGAUGAAGUUGAUGCAGCGGCCACCACGUAUCCAAGUUUACCCCAUAGAAUCCCUUAUAGAAGCUCAUCAAGAGUGGCUAGAGUUCAAAUAUUAGUGGCUCUACUACUAGGUCUUUCAGCAUUUUUGGCCUUUUCAAUUUUAAGAAUUAGAUACCCCAAAAUCUAUGUUGCUAACUUCAAUAAUCUUAACCAUAACUAUCUUCAUAGCUUAACUCGUCAAAAUUUACCGCGUUUACCUCGUACCUUAUUAGGCUGGAUUCCGGUUGUAUUCAAAAUUAAUGAAAAACAAGUAUUGGACCAUGCUGGUUUGGACGCAGUGGUGUUUCUAGGGUUUUUCAAAAUGGUCAUUAAAGUCUUAACCAUUUGUGUUCUAUUUGCUGUGUUCAUCAUUUCUCCAAUUCGUUACAAAUACACUGGUAGAUUAGACCUACCGGAUGAUAGCGACGAUGAUGAUGGUCAUAACACAACGGCUAUAAUAAAAUCCUCCUUGUUAUUGGGCACAAGAUUAUUAAAACAUCACGAUAAUGACUCGUAUGAAACUUUUCUUUGGAUGUAUACCAUAUUCACUUAUGUUUUCACGUUUAUAAUGGCUUAUUUCUUAUUCCUUCAAACAAUUAAGAUUAUCGAAAUGAGACAAACCUAUCUUGGGAAACAAAGCUCAAUCACCGACCGCACCAUUAAAUUACUGGGGAUUCCUCCAAUGCUCAGAAAUGAAGAAGAUUUGAAAAGACAUAUUAAUAGUUUGGGUAUCGGUGAAGUAGAUUCUGUCUUGGUGGUUAAAGAAUGGAAUAGCUUGAACGAUUUAUUCAAACUACGUAAAAAAAUCUUAAGAAGUGCCGAAGUUUAUUGGGUCGAAUAUUUUGAAGCCAAUGGUAUCAAAAGUAAAAAUGAUAUGAUGACUUCUACAAUUCAUCCUAAUGUUGGUAUUCCAAUUAAUAUUAACCGUGAUGCCGGAUUCUAUACCGAUGAAAGCGACGAUUUAGAAAAUCAAUCCGAUGGACAUCAAACUUUGGGCUCUGCUCGUUCAAGAAGAUCAAGCUAUUUAGAUCAAGUUUCUGAAUAUGUUCAAGCAGAAGCUGAUUUACCCGAUGAUACUUCUGGUCAUUUACCUCUACUUAAUGACGAAUUAUCUAAACGGCCUAAAAAAAGAAAAGGUCUUUUUGGUUUAUUCGGUCCUAAAAUUGAUGCUAUUAAUCAUUGUACUGAACGAUUAGAAAUUAUCGAUAAUGAAAUUAAAAGAGCAAGACAACGCAUUUACCCCCCUAGUUCGACCGCAUUCAUCACUAUGAAAUCAGUAGCCCAAGCUCAAAUGAUUGCCCAAGCCGUUUUAGAUCCUAAAAUUAAUCAUUUAAUUACAAACUUAGCUCCUGCACCCCAUGAUAUAAUUUGGGAAAAUUUAUGUUUAACAAGAAGAGAACGAAAUUUCAGAAUCUUUUUCGUAACUUUAUUCAUUGGUUUGUUAAGUAUCCUUUUGAUUUACCCAGUCAGGUACCUUUCAAAUUUUUUAAAUACCAAAUCAAUUUCUAAAGUUUGGCCAAAAUUAGGUGAGUUUUUAAAGUCAAAUAAAACCGCUGAAAGUUUAGUUACUGGAUUCUUACCCCCUUAUGUGUUCACAAUAUUUAAUAUAAUUAUGCCGUAUUUUUAUAUUUGGAUUUCGAAAAGGCAAGGUUAUACUUCUCAUAGUGAUGAAGAAUUAUCGUCAGUUUCUAAAAAUUUUUUUUACAUUUUUGUUAAUUUAUUUUUAGUUUUCACCUUAUUUGGUACUGCUUCAUUAAGUGAUACAACUAAAAUUCCUAAUCAAUUAGCAGAAUCGUUAAAAGGCUUGAGUUUGUUUUAUGUUGAUUUAAUCAUCUUACAAGGUUUAGGCAUAUUCCCCUAUAAAUUAAUACUUCUUGGAAAUUUAUUAAAAUUUUCUUUUGGUAAUCUCUUCUGGUGUAAAACUCCAAGGGAUUACCUUAAGUUAUAUAAACCUCCGGUUUUUAAUUUCGGUUUACAAUUACCUCAACCCAUUUUAAUUCUUGUUGUUACAAUAACUUAUUCAGUUAUGUCUACUAAAAUAUUAACUGCUGGUUUGGUUUAUUUUAUUGUUGGAUAUUUUGUUUCAAAAUAUCAAUUAUUAUAUGCAUGUGUUCAUCCACCUCACUCAACUGGCAAAGUUUGGCCGUUGGUUUUUAGACGGGUCAUUUUAGGUCUUUUAAUUUUUCAAUUGACCAUGGUUGGUGUCCUUGCUCUAGAAAAAGCUUUUGUAUGUGCAUCUUUCCUAGCGCCCCUACCAAUUUUAACUUUGGGUUUCUUAUGGAACUUUCAAAAAAAUUAUAUUCCUUUGUCAAUUUUCAUUGCUCUUAGAUCCAUUGAGAAUAACGAAUUACCUUAUCAUGACGACGAAGAAUUUGUCAUCGAUUCUGCUCAAAGUGUAUCAACCUCAAACACCAAUAGAAUGAGGACGCUUGAUGAAAGACGUGAAUUCAAUCAAAGCUAUCAAUAUCCUCAUCUUGUUGAUGAUUUGGAUGGUCCGAUGAUUGCAAUCGAUGAGAAUGAAAUCUUACUUGUCAACAGCGACGGGAUGACUGUUCGUAAGGAUACACCAUUCUUUGAUGAAAGAUAUGAAUUAUGAUAAUAGAAUUUUUCUUUUUAAUUCUUUUUUUUUCCUAAAAUUAUUUUCAAUUCUUUAAUAAUUCUUUUUUAAAACGUAAUUCUAGCUUUGAAUAUACUCAAUUAUUCUGUC
Hyphopichia burtonii NRRL Y-1933 is the source of this 2801-nucleotide messenger RNA. RefSeq lists its product as uncharacterized. Gene Ontology annotation, cellular component: plasma membrane. Lineage: Eukaryota; Fungi; Ascomycota; Pichiomycetes; Serinales; Debaryomycetaceae. Bases 27 to 2690 code for a protein of 887 amino acids. The transcript has a single exon. The record is from RefSeq and is a predicted model, not a curated record. Gene Ontology annotation, molecular function: calcium-activated cation channel activity.